GUUGGUGAGGAUUCAACCUAUGCCAUCUUGCUCAAUCCUCAGUUCCUCACACAACGCUGAAAGCAAACACUUAGAACCAUGGAGUCCAAUCACCCAAAUCCUCAUGCAAUCAUGAUACCGCUUCCUCUCCAAGGUCAUGUUAACCCCUUCACCCACUUGGCCAUGAAGCUUGCAUCAUAUGGCUUCACCAUCACUUUUGUCAAUACUCAAUACAUUCAUCACCAGUUAACCAAAUCCAAAAUCAGUAACAACACUCCACAAGAGCAAGAUCAAGAUCAAGACCACAUCUUUGCGGCAGCGCGUGAGUCCGGUCUUGACAUACGCUAUAGAACAGUGAGUGAUGGUUUCCCACUAUCCUUCAAUAGGUAUCAGAACCUUGACCAGUUUCUUGAGGGUAGUCUUCAUGUCUUCCCUGCUCAUGUUGAUGAACUUGUUGGGGACUUGGUUAAGUCUGACCCCUCAAUCAAUUGUUUGAUUGCUGACACCUUCCACAUUUGGCCAGUAAUGAUAGCCAACAAAUACAACCUCAUCAAUAUCUCCUUCUGGACUGAACCAGCUUUAGUCUUGAACAUUUACUACCACUUGGAUCUUCUCAGACAACAUGGUCAUUUUGGUUGUCAUGAUAAUUGUGAGGACACCAUAGAUUACAUACCUGGUGUGCAGGCUAUUGAACCCAAGGACUUGAUGUCACACAUACACAUUACUGAUACGUCAUCUCCGAUGCUGCGAAUCGUUAAGAAGGCGUUUCGUGAAGCUCAGAGGGCAGAUUUUAUGCUGUGUAAUACAGUUCAAGAGCUUGAAGCAGAGACUCUUUCAGCCUUGCAAGAGAAGCAACCUACAUAUGCAAUUGGCCCUGUCUUCCCUACUGAACCCACCAAGAGAAUUGUGGCUACCAAUCUGAAGUCCGAGAUUGACUGUACACAAUGGCUCAAAACCAAGCCUCAAGGUUCAGUUUUGUAUGUCUCAUUUGGUAGUUAUUGUCAAGUUACUAAAAAUGAGUUUGAGGAAAUAGCUCAGGGGCUUUUGCUUAGUAAAGUGAGUUUCAUUUGGGUACUACGCCCUGACACUAUAAGCUAUGAGGAAGAAGGGUAUAUUGUUCCAUUUGGAUUGGAAGACCAGAUUAGUGAUAGAGGGUUAAUGGUGCCUUGGUGUUCUCAGAUUGAGGUACUCUCAAAUCCAGCAAUAGGAGGGUUCUUAACUCAUUGUGGAUGGAACUCCAUACUGGAAAGUAUGUGGUUUGGUGUACCAAUGCUGUGCUUUCCUAUUUCAACUGACCAAUUCACUAAUAGGAAACUAUUGGUUGAUGAUUUGAGGAUUGGUCUCAAUCUUUGUGAUAGGAAGCCAAUCACAAGGUUGGAGGUAGCAAAGAGGGUCAACCAUCUUAUGAGUGAAAAUUUGGGUGAUGGAAUAUGGCAGAAGGAGAUCAAGAAGGUAAGAAAGACAUUAGAAGAUGCUUUGGCUGUAACUGGUUCAUCGCAACAGAGUUUGUGCCAAUUUAUUCGUGAUGUAAAGGCCAAAAUUCAAACACGAAUUUGAGAGUUAAUUAUGAGUCAGUUGUAUGUGAUUUCCUAUAAUAAUGAGUCUCAUAAGAGAGGUUCUAUAACAAGCAAGGCUUCCAUAUUGACACGAUCCAGUUCUGCUUCAUCAUCCUCAUAUUCUCUUUGUUUUCUUUGUCAUUGGGUAAGAAAUGGCAAGUCCAGACUAGAAGAGAGUGAGAAACAUACCAAGAACUUAUCAUCCAAUCGACCAAGCUUGUAUGAUCGACAAAUAUUUUGGGCCACAAAUGACUGUAAAUGCAGUUUAAAUCCUAAAUUUAAUUCUCUACAUGUUGCAUCAA
This is a messenger RNA of Argentina anserina (silverweed cinquefoil), 1837 nucleotides long. Its product is annotated as UDP-glycosyltransferase 86A1-like. Lineage: Eukaryota; Viridiplantae; Streptophyta; Magnoliopsida; Rosales; Rosaceae. Gene Ontology annotation, molecular function: UDP-glucosyltransferase activity. The record is from RefSeq and is a predicted model, not a curated record. Bases 79 to 1536 code for a protein of 485 amino acids. The transcript is spliced from 2 exons.